Messenger RNA from Stegodyphus dumicola, 986 nucleotides. It is a transcript of the gene Mo25, whose product is annotated as calcium binding protein Mo25. Gene Ontology annotation, biological process: intracellular signal transduction. Lineage: Eukaryota; Metazoa; Arthropoda; Arachnida; Araneae; Eresidae. The record is from RefSeq and is a predicted model, not a curated record. Gene Ontology annotation, molecular function: protein serine/threonine kinase activator activity.
CAGACGGCAUGUUUGGCAACAAUAUAACUUUUAAUCUUUUGGAUUAUUUCGUUUUGGCCACAGUCGUAUGAGGAGCGAUUUUGUCAUUAAAGUAAUAGAGAACACAACUUUAAUUUUUACUGGCAAUUAUGCCAUUGUUUGGAAAAUCUCAAAAGAGCCCUAGUGAGCUUGUUAAAGUUCUGAGAGAAGCAAUUGUAGCUUUAGAGAAAGGGGACAAGAAAGCAGAAAAGGCUCAGGAAGAUGUUUCCAAACAUUUGGCUCUCAUGAAAACUAUGUUAUAUGGAAGUAGUGAUCAAGAACCUAAUUCUGAUAUUGCUGUGGCUCAGUUAGCACAAGAAUUAUAUAACUGCAACAUGUUAUUACUUCUAGUUCAGAAUCUGCCCCGAAUAGAUUUUGAGGGGAAGAAAGAUGUUGUCCAAAUUUUUAGCAAUAUUCUGAGAAGACAGAUUGGAACUAGAUUACCAACUGUUGAGUACAUAUGUACAAAGCCUGAAAUUCUUUUCACUUUAAUGAAAGGCUAUGAAAAGCAAGAUAUUGCUCUAAAUUGUGGCACAAUGCUAAGGGAGUGCAUUCAUUAUGAAGCAUUAGCUAAAAUUAUAUUGUACUCUGAUGAGUUUUAUAAUUUCUUUAGAUAUGUUGAAGUAUCUACUUUUGAUAUUGCGUCCGAUGCCUUCUCCACAUUUAAGGAAUUACUGACAAGGCACAAAGUCUUGUGUUCCGAAUUUCUUGAACUGAAUUAUGAUCGAGUAUUCAGUCACUAUCAGCACUUACUGAAUUCAGAGAAUUAUGUCACCAAGAGGCAAUCUUUGAAAUUAUUAGGAGAACUGUUAUUAGACCGUCACAAUUUUACUAUCAUGACCAAAUAUAUAAGUUCCCCUGAAAAUUUAAAGUUAAUGAUGAAUAUGUUGAAAGAAAGGAGUCGAAACAUUCAGUUUGAAGCAUUUCAUGUUUUCAAGGUAUGUAAAUGGUAAAUUUUAUGAUUUAUU